GCAAUAUGGGACUUGGAGUUUCUCUGUGCUUGUGACUGACUAAAAAUUCCUCUGACGUAAUUUUUCUUGAUGAAUAGAGCAACUCCAGAGAACCCCGACGAAGGCUGUCACAACGCUGCGGCGGUUUCGAAGGUGACAAUUUAAGUGUGGGCUUGUCUCAGAAGCAAAGGUUCCCAGCGACGUCGAACAAGUGCAUGCCAAAAUGGCGAACAAUAACUUUGAACAAAUCACCGAAUAUUUUGAUGCGUAUGUCGCGAAAGCAAAAGGCGUCGUGUCUUUGAAAUCCUUCAUCGAGGAAAAUUCAGACAUAAUUGACAAGUUUUCGCGUGGAGAGGAUGUUGAUGUAAGAAGGUUCUGGAACAGCAAGUUUACGGAGUUAGUUACGGAGAGGGGAAUCAAGAACUUCAGAAAGGACCAGCCGGACUGGGAUGCGGUGCGCUCACCUCUUAAGAAACCUCUGCCAAAAAGCCGCAAAAGGGCCUCAUCGUCUUCAUCAAUAUCAUCAGCUACAGCAUCAUCAUCAUCUUCUUCCCCGUCCUCUUUGCCACCACAGUGCGAGAGCAGCAACAGCAAUAGCGUGAAAUCAAGUACGGAGAGUACCACCAAAAGACGGAAGAAGAUUACGAUUGCGCUGACCGAACACGUCGAGCCUGUAGUACUGCAUGAAAGUACUGAUAAGUGGGUAGUCGGAGAGGUGCCAGUUACAGAAAAGCUUCUUGAGUACCGUGAUCUGAGCAUCGAGAAAGGCAAAGAAGGAAUGUUGGAUGCGUACCAGGAGGAAAUGUCAAUCAAUGGCAUCUUCUUGAUCGAUGGUCUAGAAAGCGUGUAUCCAAGCUCAUCGCUUGAAUAUGGUUUUGACGAGCAGACGUGGGAGCUGAUGGUGGAAGAGUGCAAUGGCCGAUAUCCUGUUGAAGAGCUAUCGGAUUCAGUUAUCAAAGCAUUAAGUCAAUUCGAAAAGGCUGCUCAUAAAAAUCUUAACUCCUGCAGCGCAAUCGCUGACAAAGUCGACUCAACCUUCAUCAAAGAAUCGCUUAUAAACAUCGUAUUCUCCAGAUGCCUCCAAGAUAAUCGAUGCAAAUGAGAGCACGUUUUCAAUUGUAGCGGUCUAU
Molecule: messenger RNA, 1109 nt
Organism: Zychaea mexicana
Lineage: Eukaryota; Fungi; Mucoromycota; Mucoromycetes; Mucorales; Lichtheimiaceae
Exons: 9
Coding region: 203-1081 (292 amino acids)
Source: RefSeq, a predicted model, not a curated record